Molecule: messenger RNA, 1734 nt
Organism: Ceratosolen solmsi marchali
Lineage: Eukaryota; Metazoa; Arthropoda; Insecta; Hymenoptera; Agaonidae
Gene: rl
Product: Mitogen-activated protein kinase rl
Exons: 8
Coding region: 119-1219 (366 amino acids)
Biological process (GO): protein phosphorylation
Molecular function (GO): MAP kinase activity; ATP binding
Source: RefSeq, a predicted model, not a curated record
GUCCGUUGCUGCCGCCGUUGUCACUGUCACUCUUAUCGUUAUUGCCGACUUUAUCCUCGUACUCGUCUUCGUCCUUGUCCUUGUCCUUGUCCUUGUCCUUGUCCUUGUCCUCGUAAAAAUGGCGGGCGAAGCUAGUGCAUCAAACUCGAUCCCGAAAGCGGAAAUUGUCCGUGGCCAGAUAUUUGAAGUUGGGCCGCGCUACACAAAUCUGGCAUACAUGGGAGAAGGUGCCUAUGGUAUGGUUGUCUCUGCAUAUGACAACGUAACGGAUACAAAAGUAGCGAUUAAGAAAAUUUCCCCAUUCCAACAUCAAACAUAUAGCCAAAGGACAUUGAGAGAAAUAAAAAUUCUUACUAGGUUUAAGCAUGAAAAUAUAAUAGAUAUAAGGGAUAUAUUAAGAGCAACAACUAUAAGUCAAAUGAAAGAUGUAUAUAUUGUUCAAUGUUUGAUGGAAACUGAUCUUUAUAAAUUACUAAAAACUCAGGCUAUUAGUAACGAUCACAUAUGUUACUUUCUUUAUCAAAUUCUUCGAGGACUGAAAUAUAUACAUUCAGCAAAUGUGUUACAUAGAGAUCUGAAACCUAGUAAUCUACUUUUGAAUACCACAUGUGACCUUAAAAUUUGUGAUUUUGGUCUGGCAAGAGUUGCUGAUCCAGCUCAUAAUCAUGAUGGUUCUCUUACAGAAUAUGUAGCAACAAGAUGGUACAGAGCACCUGAAAUUAUGUUAAACUCUAAGGGUUAUACAAAAUCUAUAGAUAUUUGGUCAGUGGGUUGUAUUCUUGCAGAGAUGUUGUCUCGACGAGCCAUUUUCCCUGGCAAACAUUAUCUAGAUCAACUUAAUCAUAUUCUUGGUACUCUUGGAUCACCUUCGCCAGAGGAUCUUGAAUGCAUUUACAAUAAAAAGGCACGCAGUUAUUUGCAAUCUUUACCACAUAAACCAAAGGUUCCAUGGAUAACAUUAUUCCCGAAUGCAGAUCUUAAAGCACUUGAUUUAUUAGAUAAAUUACUAACUUUCAAUCCUAAUAAACGUAUUGUAGUUGAGGAUGCAUUGGCUCAUCCAUAUUUGGAACAGUAUUAUGACCCAGCAGACGAACCCGUUGCAGAAGAACCAUUUAAAUUUGAUAUGGAACUAGAUGAUCUUCCAAAGGAAACAUUAAAGCAGUACAUUUUUGAGGAAACUUUACUUUUUCAAAAGAAUCGCCAAGAGAAUGCUAUAUAAUGGACGACUGAAAGAGAUACAAAAUGGGCAAAUGCAUUAGAUAAUGGUAAACUUGUUAAAUAGCACUACUGUGGUAUAAAGAAAUGAAUAUGAGAGAAUUAUGGAAGAUAACGAAAUAUCUAGUACAAGCUUCAGAAGUGUAAUUAAUACGAUUACUUUUCUGUGAUUAUAAACGUUCGAGUCUACCAAAAUACAGUGAUUUUAUUGUUUUAGCAAGUAUAUAUUUUAGUUUAUACGCAAACAAUUUUAUUUAAUCCAAUUACACAUACUUACCUUAAAUACAAGAAAUACAUUGAAAUGCCGUCAUACACUUUCUGUGAUUUAAGUACUGAGCAAUGACAUAAUUAGUGUAGAAAUCAUAUGCAUAAAGUUGUAAGUUAAACCGAAAAUAGUACUACGUUUUUAUUAGAAGUAAAGUAACAUUUUUGUUUAACCAGAUAUUUCUGAUCUUGUAUAGUAAAGUUAAUUUAAUAAUUAUUUUAUACUUUGACAUUACAAAAAUCAACAAAAAAAGC